Bufo gargarizans (Asiatic toad) is the source of this 1057-nucleotide messenger RNA. RefSeq names its product MAK16 homolog (gene MAK16). Gene Ontology annotation, cellular component: preribosome, large subunit precursor; nucleolus. The transcript has 10 exons. Gene Ontology annotation, biological process: maturation of 5.8S rRNA; maturation of LSU-rRNA. Lineage: Eukaryota; Metazoa; Chordata; Amphibia; Anura; Bufonidae. Bases 96 to 998 code for a protein of 300 amino acids. The record is from RefSeq and is a predicted model, not a curated record.
AGAUCCGGUCUUUGCAUAUGGCGGCUCUCUGAGCGCUGCACGCGUGGACGGUGUGAGAUUUCCGUGAGGAGAGGAUUUAACGUGAAGCCGCCGGGAUGCAGCACGACGAUGUUAUCUGGGAUAUUGUGGGAAAUAAACAGUUCUGCUCCUUCAAGAUAAAGACAAAGACGCAGAACUUCUGUCGGAAUGAAUACAACAUUACCGGUCAGUGUAACCGCUCCUCCUGCCCGCUCGCCAACAGUCAGUACGCCACCAUCAAAGAAGAGAAAGGUAUCUGUUACUUGUACAUGAAGACUAUAGAGAGGGCGGCAUUUCCAUCACGUCUGUGGGAGAGGGUCCGUCUGAGCAAGAACUACGAUCAAGCUCUGGAGCAGAUAGAUGAAAACCUGAUCUAUUGGCCCCGAUUUCUCCGACACAAGUGCAAGCAGAGGUUCACCAAGAUCACACAGUACUUGAUCCGAAUCCGCAAACUCACUCUCAAGAGACAGCGUAAAAUUGUCCCACUGAGCAGGAAGGUGGAAAGAAGAGAGAAGAGGAGAGAGGAAAAAGCCCUGGUGGCCGCUCAGCUGGACAACGCGAUAGAGAAAGAACUGCUGGAGCGUCUGAAACAGGGAGCGUAUGGAGAUAUCUACAACUUCCCUAUCCAAGCCUUUGACAAAGCUUUGGAGCAGCAGGAAGCAGCAAGCGAAUCGGAGUCUGAAGAAGAGGAGGAGGAGGAAGAUGAUGAAGAGAGCGGCAAGAGAGAGUUUGUGGAAGAUGAAGACGUUGACGAAAGUGACUUGAGUGAUUUUGAGGAUAUGGAUAAAUUGGGCAGCGAUGAGGAGAAAGAAGCUAGUGAAGAGGAGUCUUCAGAGGAAGAAGGAGAAAAAGCAGAGCCCUCAAGAGUAAAAUCCAAGGGCAAGACACCUCUGAAAGGACCAGUCAGAAGAAAGAGAGCGUAUGUGGAGAUAGAGUAUGAGCAAGAGACUGAGCCACAGAACAAGGCCAAAGCCACCUGAUGGAGGAUUUCAGGGAAUUACUGAACUGCUUUUUCUAAAUAAAACCAUUUCCCGGAUGA